AAGGCUUUUUUCGUCCGUCAUGGUGAGUGGUGUUGGUUUAUUGAUAACGUGAUAACGUAAUCAAACGCAAAUGAACCGAACUCGCAAGUGUGGAUAGCUCCCAAUGGAUCAUAACAGCCUGUUCUUCUAAUUAAUCACAAUGAAGAAACUUAAUUGGAGUGGUUUAGACUUUCUACGAAGGGAUCGAGGAGCGAUCGCUCGCGAAUCGAGCUCUAAUACAUCAACCCAAUUAGUGACCAAUCGAUGGAGCUCUGAGUCAAAACUUCACAUGACGGACACAGUUUCUCAGAGCAGUGGUGAUCUAAAUCAAGAGAAACCUCUCUCUAAUAAAGGCAGGUUAAGUUUCAGUGAUCUUCUUAGGCUAAAAAGAAAUCCAACUGCACAGGGAUACUCAGAACCCAAAACUAAAUCCAGCUUACUUGACACAUUGAAACGCAAGUUCAAGAUUGCACGAAGUGAACACUCUCGCAUCAGACAAAUGAACAAGAGACACAGUUUCUCCCUUUCUAUUUCAUCCAUUGCAGAAGAAUCAAGUGAGCGUGAUUCAUUACAGAAGAGCAAAACAUUACCCACUGUUCAACAAAAUUGUCGGCUAUGUGCUCUGCCUAACUCUGUGAGAAGUGCAAGAGACAAUUAUUGUGCUAUUCAUAAUCUUGAUCCACUCUCAGAAAAUCAAGAUGAUAAUAAUGACAACAGCUUAUCAGUAGCUGUACAAGAAGCAAGGCCACCUCCUGUCAAUGGCUCAGAAUCUUUAUAUCCCAUUAGUACUGCAGAAACCGAAAUGUCCUCACAUAGUCCUAGAAGCGCGGUGGCACUAACCACAGCUGCCUCCAAUAAUAGUAACUUAGCCUGGGAACUCUUCAAAUUGGUCAAAUAUGGAUGGUAUUGGGGGCGAAUGACUCGGGGAGAAGCAGAGCGGAAGUUGAUAGAUCAGCCCGAUGGAGCCUUUCUGGUGCGUGAUUCGUCCGACGAUUGUCACCUGUUGAGCUUGAGUUUUCGUUCUUAUGGGCGAACGUUGCAUACACGGAUUGAGCACACUAACGGCUACUUCAGCUUUUAUGCCUACCCAGAGGCCGAACAGCACAGUAGUGUCGGCCAACUUAUCGAGCACUUGAUGGAUACGUCUCGUUCUGGCAUCUUUUGCUAUUCUAGGUCGCGUUCUCCUGGAUCUCCCUCCUACCCCGUCCGAUUGACCAAGCCUGUAUCGCGUUUCUCAGAAGUGCUACCAUUGCAGUACAUGUGUCGCUUCGUCAUUCGCCAGUACGUCCGGAUGGAUCAUAUUGAAGCUCUGCCUCUGCCCGAGUCCCUCAAAUCUUUCAUCGUUCGGGGCAAUUCGUAAAUAUGAAAUUCUCUCACAAAUGUCAAAGGAGUGCCUCUCCAUUAUUGGAGAGCGGGAACUAAACAUGCUGUUGAUCGCAUUUCGUGGAUCUAUGCGUGAACCGGAUAAUCAGUAUAAAAUAUAUAUAUAUAUAUAUAUUCUAAUACAGUGUUUUAUGCUGAAAA
Molecule: messenger RNA, 1503 nt
Organism: Daphnia magna
Lineage: Eukaryota; Metazoa; Arthropoda; Branchiopoda; Diplostraca; Daphniidae
Product: suppressor of cytokine signaling 6
Exons: 3
Coding region: 140-1339 (399 amino acids)
Biological process (GO): intracellular signal transduction; phosphatidylinositol phosphate biosynthetic process
Cellular component (GO): phosphatidylinositol 3-kinase complex
Molecular function (GO): 1-phosphatidylinositol-3-kinase regulator activity
Source: RefSeq, a predicted model, not a curated record